Phytophthora infestans T30-4 is the source of this 4101-nucleotide messenger RNA. RefSeq names its product ATP-binding Cassette (ABC) Superfamily. Lineage: Eukaryota; Oomycota; Peronosporomycetes; Peronosporales; Peronosporaceae. Gene Ontology annotation, cellular component: membrane. Gene Ontology annotation, molecular function: ABC-type transporter activity; ATP hydrolysis activity; ATP binding. Gene Ontology annotation, biological process: transmembrane transport. The coding region runs from base 1 to 4101 and encodes 1366 amino acids. The record is from RefSeq and is a predicted model, not a curated record. The transcript has a single exon.
AUGGUGUUGUCGGAAAAGAAGCCUGGACUUGAAUCAGGUGCUGCGCUCAUGGUCCAUGGCCCUCAGGCACUGCAUAACCACAUCGCGACAACAUUCGAGUCUGCUAUGGGGCGAUCCCUGCCCCAAACGGAAGUACGCUUCAGCAAUUUGUCAAUCUCGGCCGACAUCGUCGUGGCAGAUGACGAUGCAGCACACCACGAACUCCCCUCGCUCUGGAAUACUGUCAAGAAGAAAGCUACCAAGCUCUCGUCCAAGAAGAAUGUCGUCCGUAAGGAGAUUCUCAAGAACGUCAGCGGAGUCUUCAAGCCAGGUACCAUCACUCUCGUCUUAGGACAACCUGGAUCUGGCAAGUCUUCGUUGAUGAAAGUUCUAAGUGGUCGGCUCCCUGUGGACAAGAACGUCACGGUGAAAGGUGUCGUGACGUACAAUGGCGAGCAGCAAGAAACCCUCUCAAAGCGUCUACCGCAGUUGGUGUCGUACGUACCACAACGCGACAAGCACUUCCCUUUACUGACCGUCAAGGAGACGCUCGAGUUUGCUCAUGAGUUCGCUGGUAAGAAGGUUAUUCACCAAGGUGAAAAACGCCUUACCAAUGGUUCAGCUGAGGAAAACGCGACUGCUUUGGACGUCUCUGAAGCUCUUUUUGAGCACUACCCGGACGUUGUGAUCCGCCAACUCGGUCUCGACAACUGCCAGGACACGAUCGUUGGGGACGUGAUGCAUCGUGGUGUGUCGGGUGGAGAGCGUAAGCGAGUCACGACUGGAGAAAUGGAGUUCGGGACAAAGACGGUGGUGUUCAUGGACGAGAUCAGCACCGGCUUGGACAGUGCUGCCACGUUCGAUAUCAUCAACACGCAGCGUAGUGUGGCCACUAAGAUGAACAAGACCGUCGUCAUCGCUCUGCUCCAGCCUGCCCCAGAGGUCUUUGAUCUCUUCGAUGACGUACUGAUCCUGAACGAAGGUGAUGUAAUGUAUCACGGACCUCGAGAAGAAGUAGAGGGUUAUUUCGCAUCGAUGGGGUUCGCUCGUCCUCCUGGACGCGACCUGGCCGACUACUUGCUGGAUCUUGGAACCAAUCAGCAACGUCAAUACCAGCAAUCUUUACCUGUCGGCGUUAACAACUUCCCACUUCUGCCCAGUGAGUUUGGCAGCAUUUUCCGACAGUCGAGAAUCCACCAGGAUAUGCUUCGUAAGCUGGAGGAACCUCACAAGCACGAAUUACUGAGUCACAAGGUUGAAGAUAUGGAUUCGGUUCCAGAGUAUCAACAAUCGUUCUGGGGGAACACAGCGUCACUCAUGCGUAGACAAGUGAUGCUGACGAUGAGGAACACGGCGUUUCUUCGUGGCCGGGCGAUCAUUAUCGUCGUCAUGGGGCUGAUCAAUGCGUCCACGUUCUGGGAUGUCGAUCCCAAGAACGUCCAGGUGAUGCUUGGCGUUCUGUUCCAGUCCAUCCUCUUCUUGGCUCUUGGUCAAGCUUCUCAGAUCCCGACGUUCAUGGCAGCACGAGACAUUUUCUACAAGCAACGCGGCGCCAAUUUCUACCGUUCGUCGGCGUACGUGCUGUCCUGCUCUGUCGCUCAGUUGCCACUUGCAGCGGGCGAAAGCUUGGUGUUCGGCACGCUGGUCUAUUGGCUCUGCGGCUUCGUGAGUUCUGCCGAGCAUUUCAUCAUCUUCAUGAUCCUCCUGAUCCUGACCAACAUGGCGUUUGCUGCUUGGUUCUUCUUCGUUACGGCCCUUGCCAGAGACAUUCACGUCUCGAAGCCUAUCGCCAUGAUCUCGAUCGUCUUUUUCAUUGUCUUCGCCGGCUUCGUCGUCUCGAAGGACCAAAUCCCGGACUAUUUCAUCUGGAUAUACUGGAUCGACCCCAUUUCUUGGUGUCUCCGGGCUAUGGCUGUCAACCAGUACCGCUCGUCCUCGUUUGAUGUGUGUGUGUACGACGGAACGGACUAUUGCGCGCAGUUUGGCAUGAACAUGGGUGAGUAUUACAUGUCACUGUUCGAUGUCUCCUCCGAGAAAUACUGGAUUGUGUGUGGUGCGAUCUUCAUGGUAGCAGCCUACACGGUGUUUAUGGGUCUUGGGUUUUUCGUACUCGAGUACAAGAGGUACGAAAGUCCCGAACAUGUGAUGAUAUCGAAGAAGGAGGUCGCGGAUGAGGACAGCUACGCACUCUUGGUAACACCCAAGGCAGGAUCCGUACCCAAAGACCAGGCAAUUGUCAACGUGAAGGAGCAGGAGAAGAGCUUCAUCCCGGUGACGCUGGCUUUUCAAGACUUGUGGUACUCUGUCAAAUCGCCAUCCAACCCGAAAGAAUCGCUCAAAUUGCUUAAGGGUAUCAGCGGGUUCGCUUUGCCAGGCUCCAUCACUGCACUCAUGGGCUCUUCUGGUGCUGGCAAGACGACGUUGAUGGACGUGAUUGCCGGUAGGAAGACGGAAGGAACCAUCAAAGGCAAGAUCUUGCUGAACGGAUACCAAGCGACCGACCUGGCUAUCCGACGUUCAACGGGGUACUGCGAGCAAAUGGAUGUUCAUUCCGAAGCCGCUACGUUCCGAGAAGCGCUCACGUUCAGCUCGUUCCUUCGUCAGGAUAGCAGUGUUCCCGACAGCAACAAGUACGACUCGGUUAACGAGUGUCUGGACCUUUUGGACAUGCACGGCAUCGCUGACCAGAUCAUUCGAGGGAGCUCCAUGGAGCAAAUGAAGCGCUUGACCAUCGGAGUGGAGCUGGCAGCACAGCCAAGUGUCAUUUUCCUGGACGAACCAACGAGUGGCUUGGAUGCACGUUCGGCCAAAAUGAUCAUGGACGGUGUUCGCAAGGUGGCUGACAGUGGCCGCACCAUCGUUUGUACGAUCCACCAGCCCUCGACGGAAGUGUUUCUACUGUUUGACAGUCUGUUGCUUCUGAAACGUGGUGGCGAGACGGUUUUCUUUGGUAACCUCGGUGCCAACUGCCAGCAUUUGAUUGAUUAUUUCGGGGGCAUUCCAGGCACCCCGGCGCUUCUGGAAGGGUACAACCCCGCUACAUGGAUGCUAGAAUGCAUCGGCGCUGGAGUGAACAACGCAACGAAUGAUGUCGACUUUGUCCAGUAUUUCAACGGCAGUGAGGAGAAGCGUGUCUUGGACUCGAAUCUGAACAAGGAAGGCGUCGCGUUUCCGUCUGCUGAUGUGCCAGAGAUGACGUUCAGUCGGAAGCGUGCUGCUUCGUCGUGGACGCAAGCUCGUUUCCUGGUCACUCGCUUCAUGCGAAUCUACUGGCGUACGCCUUCGUACAACAUCACGCGCUUUAUCAUCGCGCUGAUUCUAAGUCUCCUCUUCGGUCUAUUGUUCGUCGAUAUAGACUACACGAGCUACCAGGGACUCAACGGCGGCGUGGGGAUGAUCUUCUCGGUGGCUCUCUUCAACGGUAUCAUCUCGUUCAACAGUGUUCUACCCAUUACGUCGGAGGAGCGUGCGUCGUUCUACCGAGAACGCGCGUCCCAGAGCUACAACGCGCUCUGGUAUUUCCUGGGCUCCACAGUGGCUGAAAUUCCCUACAGCUUUGCCAGCGCCCUUCUCUUUGUGGUCAUUUGGUAUCCGAUGGCUGGCUUUACGGGAUUCGGCACGGCGGUCUUUUACUGGGUUAACGUGGGGCUCUUUAUACUGGUGCAGAUCUACAUGGGACAGUUCUUUGUGUAUUUGCUGCCGAGUAUUGAGGUCGCAGCGAUCAUGGGCGUGCUACUGAACUCGAUCUUCAUUUUGUUCAUGGGCUUCAACCCACCAGCGACGGAAAUACCCAGUGGCUACAAGUGGCUGUACGCUAUUACUCCUCACACUUACAGCGUCGGUAUCAUGGGUGCGUUGGUGUUCAGUGACUGCGACGACAUGCCGACGUGGGAUGACGUUGCGCAGCAAUACGUCGGCGGCGGAUCUCAACUCGGCUGUCAAUCGGUGACGAACACUCCGGUCAACAUCGACCACAUUACAGUCAAGGAAUACGUCGAGUCGGUCUUCAAACUCAAGCACGACGAUAUCUGGCGCAACUUUGGCAUCGUCUUGGUCUUCAUCGUCGUGUUCCGGGUGCUCACUUUGCUUUCGCUGCGCUUUAUCAACCACCAGAAAAGAUAA